GGGACGUCCCGUUGGGAGGUGGAAGCUCAUAAAGAUCCGAGUGGAGGAGACGACGCGCUGUUUGAGUUCUAACGGUCUGAGUCGAACGCUUCACAUCCUCCAACAUGAACAGAAUUAUCCUCCAGCUCGUCGCAGUGGGAUUCUGCUUCGCAAUCGGCCAAGCUCUGCAAUGCUACAAAUGCACUUUCGGCAUCGGGAACAUUUGCAUAACCUCUGAAACCGAAUGUAAAGCCGGAGAGCAUUGCUUCAGUGGUACCGGGACGGCAGUCGGUGUCAUGGAUAUAAAGAAGAAGGGCUGUCUAGCGGUGGCUGAUUGCAACAAGACCAUGGAGACGAACGUUCCCAACUCCAACUCCACUGUCUACUCCAUGACCAAGAUGUGCUGCAACACUGACCUCUGCAAUGCAGCGCCCGGUCUGCCCGGGGCCUCCGGGCUCAGCCUGGCCCUCGCCACCAUCACUGCUCUGCUCAUGGCCCAAAUCCUGGUUUGACAGAAGAUACAGUGGAUACUGGAUGACACAAAAUGCACACACGCAUAAACACACACAUUUCAUAUUGUACACACACAAGCACUACCAGGGUUAAAUUGAAUGCCCACCUCAGACAUGAGCUCUGUGGUUUUGUAACGUCAGAGAUUGUUUUUCUUCUCUUCACACACUUUGUCUUUAUUGUUCUCCAGGUUCUUUUUCAUUUCACACAAAGGUUUGUCAAUUAAAAUUAAGUUUCCUACUUUCCCUAUCUUCCUUGUAUCAGCCUUCAUUUCUCUGUAAGAGAUUAAAAUGUGUAGCGGACAAACAAUUUAAAGUCAAAAAUGAAUGUGUAACACUGGCGUGAUUUAAGUUCUCUGCAAUUAACUUCCUCCGCUUGGAUUAGCAGGAUACGUUUUAUUACAAGUCCGUGUCAGUUUUCUCGUUUAGUUGGUGCCAUUAUAGCUUCAAGGAAUAGUUGGACUUUUUUGUAAAAUGCAUUUAGUGCAUCAUAAGAGUGAACUACUCAUGUCUGUGGGGUAAAUAUGAAGCUACCGCCAGCAGAUUGGCUGAGUUUAGCAUAAAGAGUGGAAAAGGAAGGGAAAAAACGGCUAGCAGAUUUAAAUUGUAGUAAUUAGCAUGCUAGCUCAGUGGGGGGAACAGUAUUGGAUUUUAAACACCUAGCCGAUGAUCCCAUUUGUUUCCUUCAGCCCAACCUAGGCUCGCAUCCCUAUUUACAGUUGUUAUGCUGAGCUUAACUAACAGCUUUCUGGCUUUAGCUUCAUGUUUGUCAUGUUGCUUUUCUAAUCAAACUCAGAAAGAAGCGGAGAAAGUGAAUUUAAUAAAUUGCCAAGCUAUUCUUUUAAUUUGUUGUAUUCUGACCCACUGUAUUGUCAUUUCAGAGCCACAAUAUUCAAACAAAUUUAUGAUUUUAUUAACCAAUUUAUGAUGUCAAAGCUUUCAUAAACAUUUCUAUUUCCAGUCAUUUCAUUUAUUGCCAGUUGCUUUGCGUUGACUCUGUUAAUCUGGCAGUGUCAGCGAAAACUAAUCUCUUGUUUUCUGGUCGUACCUUCUUUUUUUUACUCCAAUGGUUCCAUUAAUGUGUUUUUAACCUGUUCUAUUUCAGAUAUUGGUUUCAAAUCUACGCUGCACUUCUCUUUAACUGUGGGGUAGAAGCUUCUGUUGAUCUCUAGUUCUGAAUGUAUAUAUCGGGCGAAUGGGAUUAAAUGUUGUGUUUGAAGACAUUGAAAUGUAACUGAGAUUGAACCAAUUUUAAAUUUGUCAAUGCUGAUGAUUAUCUCUGUUUGAUAUUGGCGUGGUGGAUUUCAACGGUUAAUUAAAACUUCCUGAAAUUAUCCUGACACUUUUGGCCUAAAAAAAAAAAAGAAGCAUGUAUGUCUGAAUGUUUUCUGUGAAGUUGGAUAUGUAGACAAUUCGAAGAAUGAAAUAAACACCUAGUGGGGUAAAAAAAA
Hippoglossus stenolepis (Pacific halibut) is the source of this 1939-nucleotide messenger RNA. RefSeq names its product prostate stem cell antigen-like. The transcript has 3 exons. The record is from RefSeq and is a predicted model, not a curated record. Lineage: Eukaryota; Metazoa; Chordata; Actinopteri; Pleuronectiformes; Pleuronectidae. Bases 105 to 491 code for a protein of 128 amino acids.